Closterium sp. NIES-67 is the source of this 458-nucleotide messenger RNA. Lineage: Eukaryota; Viridiplantae; Streptophyta; Zygnematophyceae; Desmidiales; Closteriaceae. The record is from the annotation of a GenBank genome assembly.
UCAACGGACAUGGACCACCUGAUCCUGCGCCAUCUGAAGGCCUUGGCGCCGAACGAGGUGGACGUGACUGACGACGUCCGCUCUGUAGGGUCCGAGGGCGACAAUUCCUUCUCCGCAAACGCCCCGGAGGAGGCCGAGGAUGCAGAGCUGGCUGCGGAGGAGGAGGAGGAGGAGGAGGAGGAGGAGGAGGAGGAGGAGGAGGAGGAGGAGGAGGAGGAGGAGGAGGAGGAGGAGGACGACGACGAGGACGAGGACGAGGGAGAGGAAGAGGCUGAGGAGGUAGAGGCGGUUGAGGAGGAGUACAUGGCGGAAAAGCUGGCGCUGGAUGACGAGGAGGAGCUGGAUGAAGAGGACUUCGACGACAUCGAUGCGUCCGUUGCAGCGGUGCUGUGCGGCAUCAACCCCAUGCCUACCGGGCCGCUCAGCAGCUAAACGCCACAGUCGAAGACUAUGGUGAC